UUUCCGUGUUAUGAUAUCAACCAGGGCCUGCAGAGUUUGAGCUGAAAAACAAGCCGCUUUUAUUUGAAGUGCCAAUAUUGUGCUUGGCUCCCUAUGAGACAGAAACAUCAACUUUGUCCCUGACCUGGGGAGUGUGUCUGCCUGCCUAGCAGGCACAGAAAGCGUUGAGAAAACUGUUAUUUUACUUCUAUUUUGGUGUUGAUCUUUUUUUUUCCCCCUUUAACCGAGCACUUUAUGCUUCGGCAGAGCUGCGUCCAGCACCGGAGUCCCCACGGCAGGAUUUUGUCAUCCGGGACGUCGGUGGGGAGCACGUCCCUGCUGGGAGCAUCGCUGGCGUUUGCUGGGCUGGGGGCAGAGCUGCUGUCCCCGUAUGGGAUGGGGGGACCACAGCUGCUGCGGGGCCGUGCGCUGGAUGUCUUUUGAUGCCACGUGGUGGGUUUCCUUGUUGUUGUUUCUAGGCGAGGUUUGCAAAAGGUCACAAAAUUAAUCUUCUAACUGGGGACCUUGGCGCUGCGCAGAACGAAUGUUUUGCAUUAACAACCUAACUCAUUAAUUCACUGAAACAUUUAAAACCAAACCAGUUGUAUCCAGCCAAGCUGGAAAAAGCUGAAAGUUCAUACUCAGCAGUGCCGAUUUCGAAACCUCCCUUUGUUAAUCUCUGCAGAAGUAAAUUUUCUGAAGUUGUUAAGCUCACUUUGACCAGUCUCUUGGCAUUGUUUUCCUCGGCAGACCCAGAGCGGCUCUGGGGCGAGCUGGUGGCGUGUACCUGGGCCUGCCGUUGGGACAGGAGCUGGCUGGGAUGCCUUAUGGGGGAACACUUCGAGCAGCGUUUGGGGUUCAGGGCUGGUCAGAAAUGCUGUGCCGUGUUCACAGACAGCAAUCCUGAGUUUAACAUUUUCCGUCUUCCUUCUCUGUUCCUUCUUUCCCAGUCGCUAGGGGUGUUUAUAUCGCUGCCCAGCACGUCUUGUGGAACCACAAGCCAACCUGAGCCACUUGUCUGGCUUUGUGCCUGCCUGGUGCAAAGGUGCCAGGGGUCCCCCAUGUCGCAGGACCACGUGCGUGGGUCCCACCUCAGAGGUUGCAUCUGCCCCCAGUCCCCUCCUGAUGCUUCAUUGAGAAGGUGGCUGUGCCUGCAGCCCAUUUGUUAGUUCCCUGCGAGCAUCUCGGGUGCCAAAUCCAUUGGACUCUGCCUGAAGUCAUUUUUCCUUCGAAUUUCCAGCAGCAGGUUUAGGUAUGCAGGUCAUUUGAGUGGUGGCUGCUGUUCGCUAUGCUACCCCUCCAUUAAAUUAGCAGGUGUCGAUUAAAUAGGGAUCAUCAGUUGAGGCACGAUCCCUUUUUCUUCCUGUCAGCAGGGUGGCUGUUCCAUGCAGCUCAUCUUUCUUCCAGUUAAUCAUAAAGUAAUACGUAGUAAAUCGAGUCCUUCACACGUGGCUGUGCAAAUUGGUCGGAGACAUUCGCAGUGGUGGUAUACUGAGUCCCGCUGUAAGGCUGGUUGUUAAUUGAGUAAUUUUUCUGCCAUUAAUUUAACCUAUCCGUUAAACAUCUUUGCUUGUUUCAAUGACAGAUCAGUGAAUUGUACGUUCUGUUAUAUAUUAGUGGUGUAUUAAAGCAUUAGUACAUUCCAGAAGGUGAGCAGUGAAUAAAACCUGCUCUUAGCAUGUGGUUAUGCAACUGUUCCGUGGAAAUGAAACGGACAAACAGUACACUUGAUUAAUUUUUUUCCUAGUAAAUUGGCACUGUGAUUCACUUCCAGCUAAAUUUGCAAUCUGUGUUCUCAGGUGGCAUUAAUAUUGGAACCCCAGCAGGAGAGCUGUGUUGGCUGGUGCUGCUUUGAUUGCAUUUUUAACAGAACUUGGAGAGAGCACUGAGCUUGAUGCAAAUGCGCGGGUAAAUGAAACGCGGAGCUUUUAGGUUCUCUGUAGGUGGGUCAGACCGUUCACAUUUACCCCAAAUAAUUCUGACUGCAUGCUCUGAAGAGGCACUCCGCUAAAAGGGCACAAUGGGGGGCUUUGUGCAUCUCGAUUGCUCUGUAUCAAAUUCUCCCCGUCGACAGAUAAAAACAGUCUUUCUGUGGUGAAUCUAUAACCACAACAUAAGAUCCAUCUGAGACGUGAGCUGUCUCCAGUAACAGCGAUGCUGGAACUGGAUCUCCACUGGCCGUUUGCUGGAAACCAAAGACUUUGCAAAGUGCCCAGCAGCUUCUCCCUGGCCUGCGUGAGAGCUGCAGGAUGAGAUUAAACCAGCAUCGGUGCAAACCUGGUGCAGUAAAGGAGGGGAAGGCAGCUCUGCAGAUCUCUGUGCAGCAACAGAAUUCACUUUUACUGCUGCCUCCGUGACACCAAACUCCUUUCAGCCUUUAAAGCUAUAUUUUGUAGCCUUCAGGCCGUUCUCAUUGUUUUUUUCCUAAUUGACUCGACUUGGAAAGGUCAUCAUACCCUGCUAGAUUGUGUAAUAUUUAACUUAGCAUCAAAAAUGAGGAUCCUGGGAUUGGUGUCAAAUUGAUGCUGUUCCCUGCUGAAUAGCAAAGCCCAUUCAUAGUCAUCCAAGUAUUCUGCUUGCUAAUGCUCAUGAAUAACUUUCUGGCCCUCUGCAGAGGGAAAGACUAACCACGAGAAGGUGGGAUAAGAGCAGCAUAAAGCAGGUAUUGAGCGCAUGAAAUUCGCACCGUCUAAAUCCAGGUCACAGCUUUAAUGCUUUUUUAUUUAUAGAUUUUUUCAAGUUAUAAUUUCUAGCUUUUCAUGAAGCUUUAGCAUAGCAAACAGUCUUUUCUGACGCCAAGUUCAGUGAUGACUAACGCUAUUUACAGGGCUGUUUUGUAAUCUCAGAUCAGCCCACAGUAACGGGAAGUUACGUUUUCCCAUCAGUCUUUUAAAUUGUGCCGGAGAGUUGCUGAGCCCAGAAUUGCCCAGCCGGGCUCUCCUAUUUGCAAGCUGACAUAAUUUUUUCCAGAACAGCAUUUUAAAAAAUUUCAAAUGAAGUUACAGAGGUCAGAUCAUACUUCCUCAGUCUGAUUUUUGCUUUAGGAUCUUUCAUUCCUCUGGUCUAAAAGCUACCAACAAAAAUAAGGCAGAGUCGCUCUUGCAUAAGCACCACAAAGUCAUUUUCCUGGUCUUCAUUUCUCUGUGCAUGGGGUCAGCUCGGCAUACCUGACAUGAGAGCUCCGGGUGCACAGCUGCUUUAACUGGUAGGAGUUGGCUCUGGGGUCAUCUGGUAGGAUGGUUCAGUGGUAAAUAUGAACAUUUGUCAACAUUCGACAACAACUCCUUGGGACAUCAUGAAUUUGCUGGAAUCUAGACCACAGAGCACUUGCAAUAGCGCUUUUUAAAUUUUAAUUUAAUUUAAAUUAAAGAAAAAAUAAUCUCAUCGGGAUUAAUCGUAGUGAUGGCUAGCAAGAGAAAAUCCACGACUCCCUGCAUGAUACCAGUAAAAACUCUGGUGCUUCAGGAGACUGAGCUGGAGGCUGCAGAAGACGAUCGUGAAGGAACACAACAAGAUGCUCCCGCAGAAGGGCCGGCAGCCAGCGAUGCUGGUGCCAGCAACAGUGGAGCCUUGUCUAACGGGCACCGCGGCAUUGCCGAGGGCGAUACUUUUGUCUGCAAGUAUUGUGACUUCGGAUCUCAAGACGUUCACCAUUUCUUUGCGCACCUGGACUCUGAGCACUUGGACUUCAGCAAAGACCCCGCGUUUGUGUGCGUUGCGUGCAACUUCCUGGCGAAGAGCCACGAAGGGCUCUCGCAGCACAACGCAGAGUCGCAUGCUGGCGAGAUGAGCUUCGUCUGGAGGCUGGCGAAGCAGGACAAUCGAACAGCUGUGGAGCAAAGUCUUUGCGAUGCCGCCAGCAGCCACGACCUUCCGGGAGAGGUCCCCGAGGAAGUAGUGGAUGGUCAAUCUGAAAUUAUCAUCACCAAAACCCCCAUCAUGAAGAUAAUGAAAGGCAAACCCGAGGCCAAAAAAAUCCACACGCUGAAGGAGAAUGUGUCUGGUCAGUUGGGCGGAGAGUCGGAGACAAAAGACGGAGAGCCUUCCUUCACGAACGGGCCUGUGCCGGUCAGCCAGCCCACCGCGAGUUCGACAAAAUCAUCUCAUGUAGUGAACGGCUCCAUCCUCGGAAACGUGCCUGUUCUGCCAGCGGGUGUUGCCCAACUUGUUUCACUGCAGCAGCAACCACCCUUGCACCAGCAGCUACCUACAUCCAAGUCCCUUCCCAAGGUGAUGAUCCCCCUGAGCAGCAUUCCCACAUACAACGCAGCCAUGGACUCCAACAGCUUCCUGAAAAACUCUUUCCACAAGUUCCCCUACCCCACAAAAGCUGAGCUCUGCUACCUGACCGUGGUGACCAAGUACCCAGAAGAGCAGCUGAAGAUCUGGUUUACGGCCCAGCGGUUGAAGCAGGGCAUCAGCUGGUCGCCGGAGGAGAUAGAAGACGCCAGGAAGAAGAUGUUUAACACGGUCAUUCAGUCCGUGCCGCAGCCCACCAUUACUGUGUUGAACACGCCGCUGGUUGCGAACCCCAGCAGCGUCCCGCAUCUCAUCCAGGCCACUUUGCCGGGCCACGUGGUGGGGCAGCCGGAGGGCACGGGGGGACUGCUGGUCACACAGCCCAUAAUGGCCAACGGCUUGAAAGGCACCAGCUCCUCCUUCACCCUGGCGGUGACGACAGUUCCCAAGCCCCAGCUGGCGGCGCAGCACAGCACGGUGAGCUCCGGCAAUGCCUCGGCCGUGAAGGUGGUGAACGCAGCCCCGUCAGUGCUCACUGCCUGCCCCGCCAUAUCCUCGCAAACCUUCCUGGACCCCAACAUCUACAAGAACAAGAAGUCCCACGAGCAGCUGUCCGCCUUGAAAGGCAGCUUCUGCAGGAAUCAGUUCCCCGGCCAGGCUGAAGUCGAGCGGCUGACCAAGAUAACUGGGCUGUCCACAAAGGAGAUUCGCAAAUGGUUUAGUGACAGGAGAUACCAUUACAGGAACAUGCGAGGCGGCAGAGCCAUCUUUCCUGGAGACAGUGCACUCGAUUCUCUGCCCGAAAUACCCUUCGACGUGCCGCCCAAGGGAGCGGAGCUGACGUCUACAGCUGCGGCCACGCCUGUCACCCACCACCCGACGCGGCGGCAGGCCUGGCACCAGACGCCCGACUUCACGCCCACCAAGUACAAGGAGCGCGCGCCUGAGCAGCUCAAGGCCCUGGAGAGCAGUUUUGCACAGAAUCCUCUUCCUCCAGAUGAAGAAGUGAAUCGCUUGAGGAGCGAGACGAAGAUGACACGGAGGGAGAUCGACAGCUGGUUCUCGGAGAGGAGGAAGAAGAAGGUGGCGGAAGAGAACAAAAAAGCGGAGGAGGCAGUUCAGCAGGAGGAAGAGGAGGCUGAAAACGGCUGCGGGGAAGGAGAAGACUCCUCAGAUGACCUGAGGGCCUUGAGCGAAAACGGCUCGCUCGAUGCCUCUACCAACAACCCAAACUCGGCAGAGCGGAAAGUGAGCCCCAUCAAAAUCAACCUGAAGAACCUCCGGGUGACAGAGUCCAAUGGGAAGAGCGAAGCGCCAGGCAUCGCCACGAGCGAGAAGGGGGACGGCGGCUCCAGCCGGCCGCCCACCCCUCCGAAAACCAAACUGAACUUCAAAAAAACCGCCCAGCAGCGGCACUUGCUUAAGCAAAUGUUUGUGCAGACGCAGCGGCCGACGAACCAGGAGUACGACGCCAUCGUGUCCCAGACGGGCUUGCCACGGGCUGAGGUCAUUCGCUGGUUUGGAGACAGUCGGUACGGCUACAAGAACGGGCAGCUGAAGUGGUAUGAGAACUACCGGCGCGGCAUCUUCCCCCCGGGCCUGGUGGAGGUGAGCCCGGCCGGCAGGGAGGUGCUGGAGGACUACUACAAGCAGCACAAGGCGCUGCAGGAGGACGACGUGCCGAGCCUCUGCGAGCGCGCCCAGCUCAGCGCCCAGCAGGUGAAGGUGUGGUUUGCGCUGAAGGCGGAGGAGGAGACCAGGGGCGCCUCCGAGGAUGCCUUCUCCAGCACCAGCGAGCAAACGGGAAGCCAGAAGGGGCCGUACGACGCCUGCUCAGAGGUGUCGGAGAACAGCGAGCCCUGGGAGCCAGGCGGCCCCGAGGGUGGUGCUGAGCCCCCCGGUGCCCCCGUGCAGCCGCCCGCCGCGCAGCUUGAAACAGACUGAACUCAAACCACCUGCCCCAGAGGAUCCACUCUUACCCUUGAGAAGAAGUUUUUUGGUCUUUAAGACCAUGGGCUGGCCUGAUACAAACCUCAGGAGCAGGACACGGUGAUAAAGCACUGCCAUAAAUGAGACCUUUGAGUGCAGCACACGAGAGAGAGUGCGUGCAAAAACUGGGCACCCAGCGCAGAGCUCUCUGGCCCAGCCUAGGAGACAGCUGAGAGCUGGCAGAGGUGGGGACCGUGAGCUCAGCUCGCACCCAGGAAAUAGGAUGCUCUUGUUUGCUUUCCAGUGGACGGACUUUCAGAUUUCAUACUCAUAUACCCAUGCCUACAGCUGCCUAUACAAGCAUAACGAAAUCUCAGACAUUGUGUAAACAAGGUCGUUGCUUAGAUAUGGACUAUCAUGGCACAAUACAUUUUUUUUUUUCAUCUGCCCAUUAAGGUGUUUGUUCUCUAAAGGCUGGCAUGGCUGCCUCUAUCCUUUCUGCCUUUUUUGGUCCUUGAGCCCUGGCAAGGAAGGGUUCUGCAGGGUGUGUGCGCACAGGUGUGUAUGUGUGAGCGUGUGCGUUAGGAAAGGAAAAGAACCUGAGAAGAAAGCUGCCAGUCUUGCAUUAAGUCAGGUGGGAGUUCAGUGAGGUGUUCAUCCACACAGAUGAGGUUAGAUUUGGCAUUGCAUUACUCUCCAAUAAGUAGCAGGUCCAAGACCCCGAAAACCCAGGAGAGGCAGUUCGGUGUCAUUUGCCCCUUGUUGGCCAAAAUAUUUUUCCUUUCGCUCUUGGAGACCGACUGCAGCAGGCUGUUAAAUCUCCAAGUCUCCCUUUAAUCACUGAGAACUAGCACAUAAUAAUUUUUCCAUCCUGACCUGGAAUCCUUUUCAUUGUUCGGAGAGAACAAGCUGUUCCUCGGAGAACAAAUAGGGAGAAUAUGCAGAGUUGCUGCGCGUGGUUCAAGUUAUUGUUGUCUCCAAGGGAUCUGCGAGGCAGCAGCUCUUCUGCAGUCAGGAAGUUUCCCUCUUUCAGCCCUACACAACCGAUCCUCCAGCAGCAGCACUGAUAGCUUCAAGUAUUUGCUCCGGUAUUUUUUUAUUAUUAUUUUUUGGUCCAUCCACAGUGUUUUGCUAUUUCACACGAGGCCAAAACUAAUUUCCCAGUUCACUUUCCUGGUUCUCAGAACCUGUAGCUUUUUCAUGUGCCCGUGUUGUCUCGGGUGGUUGCUGCAUGAUGCAACUUAAGGCUUUUUUUAAUAUUCCUUUCUAAUAGAAAACAAGGUCUAGAAGAGCACUCUUGAGCUACGAGUCUAGCCAAAUGCUGUGUCAGACCAUCCUGUCAUAAACUAAUCAAAUCCCAGCUCAAAAUUGGUUCCAUGUCUUGCCUUCACUUUUGCUCUUGGAAGGCGAUUCCAGAACUUCACUGCCUUUGAAUGGUUAGAAACUUUCUUUAAAUUUCUAGUUUGAAUUAAUUCGUGGCCAGUUCGUUCCUGGUUUGUUUUGGAGCCAACAUUGUCCUUUAACUUAAAUAGUUUUUGGUGUUUAUCCGCUGAUGUAUUUAUGGAGAGUAGUCAUGGCUCCUUAUUUUUGCCAAGCUAACUCAGCCAAGCUUUUUCUGUAGAAGGUUUUUAUUUAGUGAGAGCUUUUUAAUGUGGGAGACUUUAUUGUUGGUGGUAAAUGAUAUUUAUUAGAAGGGUGGGUAGCAAGCCCCAAAGGAUCGGAUCCAGAGAUUUACAAAAAAUCUGUUUUAAAAACAAAAAGCUUUUUCAGAACCUCUUCCAAAGAUGGUGUCUGAUUUCUACCUUUAAUUGCUUUUGCUUUUCCAAUUCUUUCUUCGUCCCCUCUUUACGAGGCUGCCUUACUGACAUGUUGGGAGAGGCUCCAUCUGACAAGUGCUGCAGGGAACGUUUCUCUCACUGAUGGUACGUGCCUGCCCGGUAGGUGCCUGUGCUCAGACGCCUGCACUGUAACCCCCCUUAGCAGCCAGACGAAUCCUCCCCAAAAUGCCACAAGCUGACAGCAGGCUCCCUAAAUUUCUCUCUUUAGCAGCGCUGCUGCCAGCCGUGCCUUGGUUCGAGGCAGGGCCCGCAGCAGCGCCACCUCCGCCUCACCUGGGCCCGUCACCCCAAGGAUUCAGCCCUCGUGGGUGAAAUCCUUUGUGCCCUCAAGCUCUGCGGGCGAUGGGGGAAGCAGGGUGGUGCUAGAGCCGAGGGUGCUGGGCCUGGGAGCCUUGUGGCCUGAGAGUGUGUGCGUGUUCACUGUUGCCUUCAGAGAACAAAUACAGGUAGGUAAUUUAGUCUCUAUUGUCUAUGUACAUGCAGGUUUAUUUAAGUACACAUAUAUACAGUUCAGAUAUGCCAUUGAUUCUUUAUCGCAUUAAGAUGUACAUUAAAAAUGUACACUUCUACUAACUACUUGCUAUAUAAAUAUGUUGGAAAUGUAGUUUGCCCAUUCAAGGUGAUUUUCUGUGGGAUUUUUGGUGUACACUUUAAAGGCCUGUGGCUGAUUGGAAGAGUGGUCCCCACUCCAUCUACAGAAAUGCUUAAGGACGAUGGUGUGAACUGGUCCCUUUGAACCAUUUUUCCAUGCACUAGCUGAGAUGUUUUGCACUUGGAUUGUAUUGGCCAGUUUUCCAGAAAAAAAAAAUGAAAAGAGAAGUCUUGUGAGCUGGAGGGAGAAUUUCCCGGUGUACGCAGAAAAAACAGCCUUGAGGGUUGGAAGCUGCUGAGGUUUUUGAGCUUUGUCUGCAUGCAUUCAUACAAGCACAGCAGGAGUUUUCUUUCUUUUGGGUCAGAGGAAUUUUAAAAAGUGGUUCCAUGCAGGCUCCCCUCGUACGCAAAGGCCGAGCAGACGGGCUGGCAAGGCUCGUUGCGUGGGGAGGGUGAGAUUUAGGGACAAAAAUCAAAAUCAAAAAGUAAUCAUUUGCUUUCUAACUCCCACAUUCCUCGUUAUCUGCAUUUUUAGUUGACUUGAAAUCUCUAUGAAAGUAUAAGCUGAAGCAUUGAGGGUUUUAGCUCUGUGGUCUUCUGUUUCCCUGUCACAUCUCUUUUGAAGCUGAAGAGAAGCAGGUGUCAUCUCCAAACAGACUCAGGUUUUGGUGCAGGACAUUACAAAUAAUAUGUUUGCAUCUGAAACUGAAAGAAAUAAUUGAGAGGUGGCUCCACAGUCCCAGCAGCAGCUCUUCUGGUGGUAAGAGGAAGCAUCACCACAAUUCUACACUUAGUGUCAAUUUUUAUCAUCAUCUAAUCAAAGAUGACUAUCUUGACUUGAAAGGAGGAGUGUAAGAUAGAGGUCAUGUAGCCAGCAUCGGUAAGGAAGGGAAUUAAGUUCUUCACCUCCAUCAGCUGUGUGCGAGCUCAGGCUUGAUAAGCACAGUAGUAAGCAUCAUUUUUAAUCCACGUGAAUCUUGUUACUUCUGUCUCUGAGGCUGCUUAGAUUAAGGUCACAAUCCAAUUGCUUAAUAACCUGAAACCCUGAUUUGUGCUGUGCCUGGCUCACUCACAGAAAGGGCUGCUGGUUCUCCCGAUGCAAGGAACAGAGUUGCUUUAUUCGUCCGUAUCAGCGGGCCAAGCUGUUUGAUUUCUAGCCAUAGCUCUGUGUUCUAUUUGGGUAGCUAAUUUUUCUGUUCCUUAAGUUGCAUCCUGGAAAUCAUUAUUUUUAUUUUAUUUUUUAAAGCAGAACACUAAACAAACCGUGAUUUACAGGCUUCUAUUUCCUGAGAGCCAUUAUUCCUGUUUGCCUGAGAGCAGAGCACUGCUGCACAUCAGGCUCGCAGCCCUGGCAAGAGGAGUGGACACAAGUGCUUGCUUCAGCGCACGGCAUGCAGCGGUCAACGUCAGCACACAGAGCUCCAGCUGCAGGUAUUUAACGUGUCUGCUGUCCCCUCCCUGCCAGGGGCUUCUCUUGGGCACCAGCAAAAUCAGGAGCUGCUGCCAGCUGUGAUUUGAAACCCCGUAGUCAGACGCAGGGCUUGAUGCAGAGCCUUCACCUGGCAGAGCAGCGCUCGCGCAGAAGCUGGAGCUGCGAUGUGUCUGUUUGGAUAAUUUUUGCUAGGCUGGUUUUCCAUUUAGGGUUUUGGCUAUUUUUUUUUUGAAUGCAAAGCAACAAUUUCUGGUCACAGGGAGAAGUUUUGCACUCCUCCCUCCCCUUCCAUCCCUCUUGCAGAAACAGUUCAGAGGAGCCCUGAUGAGAUGAUGGUUGGAAGCUGGGGUCGCUGGGAAUCAGAAGAGAAAGAUGAUUUUCAGCACUUAGGCACAAAUUGGCAUUUUAAGGUGAUACUAUACCUGUCAACUGGGCAGUAUUUGAAAGGUUUUUAAACAUCUCUCUCCUGAUAUCCCAGAUUAAUUUUGGCUCCACUCUUUUCAACUCCCAUCUGUGGCCUGAUGUGAUUCAGCUCACUGCAGUAACCUCCAUUUUAAUUUCUCAGCUGAUCACAACCAAGGGGGAAAGAUCAGGCAAUACUCAAAAGGGGGUGGGGGGGGACUUGCAAGCUGUACCUUUUCUUGCAAGUUUAGUUUCUGCUGUAUCUUUUACUGGCAGUGCUCCCUGCCAGGAAUGCUGGAUUGGCAUCACAAAACUUUAAAGCAGAGCAAGUGAGCACUGUUACCUAAGAAGGAGUGAUUUUUAUUUAUAUUUUUUCUUGCUGCCUGUUCCAGUAGAGUGCUCUGUUGGCUGCCCUUGGCCAUAUUUUGAUGGCACUAUUAAAGCCAGUUUUUCCCUUUACCGAUGGAGGGUGGUUUUAGGAGGACUCUUGCUCACUGGUGCUAGUGAAGGGCAGGCUAGGAAUCCAUGGCAUAGAAAACUUCUUGCUAAAAAUUGCACUUUCUGUCUGCCCCAUCUGGCUGGUGGUGUUAUGGGUACGUGGCUGUAACUCCCCUUGCACAUACUAACAUUGCACUAAAAGAGAGACUUUGGGAACAGCGUGUUGAUCACUUUGUUUCUCAGCAGACCACAAAGUCAGCCUAAUGGGGUCUCUUUUUUUUUUUUUUAAUUAUUAUUAUUUAGAAAUCAUGCUGGUGCUGAAUGACCUGGAAUUUUUUUUUUUUUUGCUUGGAUUUAUCCAAAAGAAAAAUGUAAUUGUAGCUGCAACGGGACCUUUCAUAAGGGUGGCCGUGUAGCUGGGGCGCAGAGCAGCGGCUCUGCUGCGUGAAACCGUCUUGUACCGGGGCGGCGCGGGGGGUUCCCAGGGGUUCUUAUCGUGUUUUUUAAGACCACAAUUUUCGAUGGUCACCUUGGCAACCAUGUGAGACAGGAAAUAGUUUUUACUUUUGGUAAAGGUUUUAAAGAGGAGAAAAAAAAAAAAAAGUGAAGCUGCCUGUGAUUGUGGGCUGUGGCUAUUACUAGGGCUAGGGUAGCUUGUACCUGCUAUGGACUUUACCUGCUCUUAUUCUGAGGGCACAAACUCCCUGUAGCAACAAUGCCACUUCUGAGAAGUGAACGGCAAGUUUCCCUUCCUUUUGUAUAUGUGGAUGUGAGGGUGGGCGAGGGGAAGCGCUUGCUUGUACAGUUUGUUGAAAUGAAACCAGACAUUUUUGGUUGUUCCUAAAUAAAGAGCGUAAAAUACGA
This is a messenger RNA of Cygnus olor (mute swan), 11712 nucleotides long. It is a transcript of the gene ZHX3, whose product is annotated as zinc fingers and homeoboxes 3. NCBI's taxonomy places the organism in Eukaryota, Metazoa, Chordata, Aves, Anseriformes, Anatidae. The record is from RefSeq and is a predicted model, not a curated record. The coding region runs from base 3382 to 6162 and encodes 926 amino acids. Gene Ontology annotation, cellular component: nucleus. Gene Ontology annotation, biological process: regulation of transcription by RNA polymerase II. The transcript has 3 exons. Gene Ontology annotation, molecular function: DNA-binding transcription factor activity, RNA polymerase II-specific; DNA binding.